AAUCUGUCAAAUUUUUCUAUUGACUUUUCGCCGCGUAGCUUUUCAUAGGAAAUUUUAUUUGAAUAAAUAUAGAUAACUGAAAAGUUGUUUAGGUUUACAUAAUGACUAAAAAGUCGGACCCGGAUAGAUUUAUGGUGACGAAAGACGUGUUAUUGCCGGGUUUGAUGUUAGCGCUACUUGUGCGGUGGUGUGUGGCGGCGUACCCUUAUUCUGGUUAUAAAAAGCCUCCGAUGUACGGUGAUUAUGAGGCGCAGAGACAUUGGCAGGAGAUCACAGUGCACACGCCGGCGACGUCGUGGUACCAGAACACCACGCAAAACGACCUUGAAUAUUGGGGGUUAGACUAUCCCCCGCUGACUGCGUACCACAGUUUACUGAUGGGGCUGGUGGCGGACUGGCUAGACCCAGAGUCGGUGCGGUUGUUCGCGUCGAGAGGUUAUGAGAACGAGUCGCACAAGAUGUUCAUGCGGUGGACGGUGUUUCUGAGUGACGUGUACUUUUUCGUGACUGCAGUGUUGUGUAUAUGCAUAGACCUAGAGCGAGUGAAGGUUAAAGAACAGAAGAGCGUGUUCAAAAGAACGGAUCUGUCAACUGUAUUGUUCUUGUUGUACCCAGGCCUCAUACUAAUAGACCAUGGUCACUUUCAGUACAAUUGUGUAUCGCUGGGUCUAUUUCUUUGGUCUACUUUCUUCGUAGUGGCCAUAGAGAAUGAUGUGCUUGCCACCAUAUUCUUUGUUCUUGCUUUAAAUUACAAACAGAUGGAACUUUAUCACGCUCUGCCAUUUUUCUUCUAUUUAUUAAGAAAGUGUUUCAUUGGUGUGCCAAAUAGAGGCAAGAUUUCAUAUGUAGUACACAACUUUAAUAAGUUAGCUGUGGCCGUAGUGUCCACUUUUAUAAUAAUCUGGUAUCCCUUUUCCGGAUCAUGGGAUAAUAUCAUGCAUGUAGUACACAGGCUAUUCCCAGUAAAGAGGGGAGUAUUUGAAGACAAAGUCUCCAAUAUUUGGUGCUUUAUUAAUGUAUUCAUUAAGAUUAAAAGUGUUUUCACAAAUGAGGAGAUGGUGAGAGUGUGCUUGGUAACAACGAGCUUAGCUGUGUUGCCAUCUUGUCUUGAUCUCUUCAUGCGAAUUAAUAAGAAAAAGUUCCUAUUGUCUGUAAUUAACGUGUCGUUAGCCUUCUUUCUGUUUUCAUUCCAAGUGCACGAGAAGACAAUACUUCUAGUUGCCAUUCCAGUAGCGGCACAUUUACCGCAGGACCCGUUUAUGUGUUUCUGGUUCCUGCUAGUGUCAAACUUUAGUAUGUUACCGUUGUUCAUUAAAGACGGACUUAUUAUACCGUACAUAGCCACUAAUGUGAUCUACAUAUCCUUUUACAGUAUUUGUUUGAAAUUAGCCCAACCGACAAGCAGUACGUUCUCUUUCUUCAAUGCCAACAGGGUAUAUAAAGUGGUGUUCCCUAGUAAAACGGAGAACUCUGUGUUACUAAAUCUCCUUAGUGCGAAUUUCUUUUUCUCCGUAGUGUGUAUGAUAUGGUUGGCAUUUGCUGCUGUGUACAUCGAACCACCAGCGAAGUACCCAGACCUGUUCCCGCUGCUCAUUUCUGUGUACUCGUGUUCACAUUUCCUGUUAUUCUUUCUCUAUUUCAAUUACCAACAACUAUCACUGCCGAAAUUUUUGCCAGUUAUACACAAAGUGAAAAAUAAGUGAUGUAACAUGCAAUAUGUGAAGAAAUGCAAAGUAAAAUGUAAAUGACACUAAUAAAAUAAGUUUAGAUUUCCAGUGUUGUUAUUAUUUAUGUGUUAUUUGUAGACUGAUUUGUAUAAGGAUUGCAUUUUGUAUUCAUGGAAUUAAAUGGAAGCAUGAA
This is a messenger RNA of Manduca sexta (tobacco hornworm), 1860 nucleotides long. It is a transcript of the gene gny, whose product is annotated as dolichyl pyrophosphate Man9GlcNAc2 alpha-1,3-glucosyltransferase. The coding region runs from base 102 to 1703 and encodes 533 amino acids. The transcript has a single exon. Gene Ontology annotation, cellular component: endoplasmic reticulum membrane. Gene Ontology annotation, molecular function: dolichyl pyrophosphate Man9GlcNAc2 alpha-1,3-glucosyltransferase activity. The record is from RefSeq and is a predicted model, not a curated record. NCBI's taxonomy places the organism in Eukaryota, Metazoa, Arthropoda, Insecta, Lepidoptera, Sphingidae. Gene Ontology annotation, biological process: protein N-linked glycosylation.